Messenger RNA from Staurois parvus, 292 nucleotides. NCBI's taxonomy places the organism in Eukaryota, Metazoa, Chordata, Amphibia, Anura, Ranidae. The record is from the annotation of a GenBank genome assembly.
CUACCAAUGGCAGGGGUGGACUAACCAUUUGGAAACUUGGGCAUUGCCCGAGGGCCCUGGGUCAGUAGGGGUCCCCAUGAGAUGCCCCUGGUACCUUUUUCAUAGGCUUUUUUGAGUUUGGGCAAGGACACAGGGGCCCCACGAUCCCCUACUGCCUGGGGGCCCCAUGAGUUGUCAGUCUGCCCCUGACCAAGUAUAUAUUGCGCCUUCACAUAAGUCCCUGCCCUCAAGGAAGCUUACAAUCUACAGUACUCGAACCAAGUUAGAUGAGAGCCAAUUAACCUACCAGCAU